Messenger RNA from Solea solea (common sole), 1894 nucleotides. RefSeq names its product ARV1 homolog, fatty acid homeostasis modulator (gene arv1). Lineage: Eukaryota; Metazoa; Chordata; Actinopteri; Pleuronectiformes; Soleidae. The coding region runs from base 74 to 808 and encodes 244 amino acids. The record is from RefSeq and is a predicted model, not a curated record. The transcript is spliced from 5 exons. Gene Ontology annotation, biological process: sphingolipid metabolic process; sterol metabolic process; regulation of plasma membrane sterol distribution. Gene Ontology annotation, cellular component: Golgi apparatus; cortical endoplasmic reticulum.
AUGGUCUCACAUAGUAGGAGUAGUUUCCUCGUUUCUCUUCGUGUUUGUUUACCUUCCCAGACUUGAGCAAAUAAUGGAUAAGGGUGGCUUUAGGUGUGUUGAAUGCAGCGAGAACGCACCGGAGCUGCACCGAGAUUACAGCAACGGGAUUUUAAAGAUAACUAUAUGCCAGUCCUGUCAAAAGCCUGUGGACAAAUACAUCGAGUACGAUCCUGUCAUCAUCCUCAUCGAUGCCCUUUUGUGUAAGACCCAGGCUUUUAGGCACAUUCUCUUCAACACAAGCUUAAAUAUCCACUGGAAGUUGUGUGUGUUCUGCCUGCUGUGCGAGGCUUAUCUCCGCUGGUCUCUGCUCCCCGGCUCCGAGCAAAGCACUGACCCCGCUGACAUCAUCAGAUACACCAAGGAGUGGGAGUUCUACGGCAUGUUUGGACUGGCCGCCCUCGAGCUGUUGGCGUUCUGCGGCAGUGUCCUUUUCUUCCUCUGGGUGGCAGUAGCUCGUCUGCGGGGCGGCACCCUGGAGUUCAGCCUCCUCGUCAGAGCGCUGCUGCUCUCCUGCUACGGAAAAUGCCUCCUCAUCCCCGCCGUCAUCUGGGAGCACGACUACUCCCCGCUGUGUCUGGGCCUCAUCAAACUGUUUGUGCUCACCUCAAACUCACAGGCGAUCAGAGUGAUCCUGAACAGCAGUCGCCGUGUGUCGCUGAUGGCCGUGGGUCUGGGUCUGCUGUCGGAGACCUGCGUCGCUCAGCUGUGUAAAAAGCUUCCGUGGAGCAUCCAGGACACGUUGACGUUAACCUCUGCUCCGUCGUAACGCUACGAUUAAGUCUCUUAUCUGAUGAGGACACGGACACGUGAGUGAGGACACUUACCAGUGCUGGGCUGAAAAACAGUGUUAACUGAAGGAGAGACGAUAUGGGUGUGCCGUCAUUUUGGAUUGAAAAUGGGUUUAAAGCACUAGUGUGUAACUUCUUUUCUGUUCUAGCACGACUCGGCCAGACAGUCGCGUCAAUUUCCUUUACUUCGUAGUUCCGAAACUGCCGUCACAUGGUUUUAUAUACGCGACACAAACACACCAACUAGCGACUUGUAAAGCAGUUGUUUUUCAGUGUAACUGAAUCAUUAGAAUCUGUUGAUUUUAAAAAGAUUUCUUUACAGAAUCGUUCAGUACUUCCUGCCCGACUGAACUGAAAUACCACCAUCAGCUGGUUUUUCAAAUGAAGAGUAAACUGUGUGUGUUUUAAUUCACAUUCUAUGACAGAGUUUGGAUUAAAUUUGACCCGUUUUCUUAAAUCUUUUUUAUUUUUUCCAGAUCUUUUAUUCUUAAAACUUGUCAUAAAUGACAGAAACAAAGUGAGGAGCUGUUUUUUUGUCAGUUUCAUUUAUUAUUUUCUUUCAAUCCCAACUUUAUGUUGUGGGAAUGACAAGUGGCCCUUUUAAAAGUGAAUGUUUUCUGCUUUCUUUGCUCCGUAUCACAGAGAAAAAACAUUAAAACUGAAUUAUUUGAGGCUUGUGGUCAAAACAAGACAUUUGAGAACAUAAUUUCUGACAUUUGUCAAACGCCGCUCGACAUUUUCUGACAUUUUAUGGAUCAAACGGUUACUCCAUUGUAAAAAUAUUCAUUCAUUUAUGAUAUUAUGCAAUUAUGAAUGAUCACAAAUUAUUUAUAAAUGUCAUACUUGAAAAAAAAGAGUUUUGUAUCGCAGAGACUAAGAGUAUUUUGUGAGUUUUAUUUUCUGCCUUUUUUUUGAACGUUGAAAGACGGCAAAAAUAUUUAAAAAGGGUGUAGGACACUGUGAUGAAUUAUGUGCGACAGACUUGUUGUCAAGCGAGUUUCCAGAUUGACGCAACGCGUGUGCAAUAUAAAAAAGAGAGAAUAAAAAGUUUAUAUUUAAACAUA